Messenger RNA from Olea europaea var. sylvestris, 1994 nucleotides. Its product is annotated as CASP-like protein 4A3. The coding region runs from base 525 to 1445 and encodes 306 amino acids. The transcript is spliced from 4 exons. The record is from RefSeq and is a predicted model, not a curated record. Lineage: Eukaryota; Viridiplantae; Streptophyta; Magnoliopsida; Lamiales; Oleaceae.
UAUAUAUUGACCUCAAAAUGUUGUCAAAUCUCUUGAUCAACAGACAUUCCUGUUUCUUUAAGUCUAACCACCUUGACUUGCGUGGUUGAUCUAUUCCCACUUUAAUGGUCAAGUUAGAAAGUAUUAAAAUAAAAUUAAGAAAAUGAAUAAUCAGAGCAAUUAUUUUAUCUUAUGAAGGAGCGAAUUAUCAUGUGAUGUGUUGUGUGUAUCACAUCACCAAUCUUGUCGUCAUCCAAAAUCAUAAGUUGUUGGAUCAUUGCUUAUGGAAGUAGAAGGCAAAAAACAAAGAAACAAAUUUUAAAUGAUAAAAUAAGCGAGUCUAAAAUAGUUAAUUCCAUAUCUUCCCAUCUAAAAAUCGACAAAUUCAACAAUUUUGAAUAUCAGAGAUUUGAACCAUCAAUGUGCAUGAUAAGCCCACUGUACAAUUCAGUUUCGUUUUUCUUUUCUUCUUUAUAUCAAGAUUCCUUCAGAUUCUUUUUUCUUCUCAAUAAAGGAGCAUAUCAUAUUUCUCAGGAGGAAUUUCUAUGGAAAAUCUGAGAAGAAGCGGUAAUAGUCACAUAUCAAUGUCGGAUACCGAGUCACAAGGGAAUCAAGUUGACUCCUUUCAUUCCCCCCUCAGAUCAGACUCUCUUCUCCACUCCGAGGGUCCAGAUUUCUACCCAGAAAACGAUAUUAACUACAAAAGUAGAUAUAGUUGUAAAAUAGCAUUGGCUAAUUGUAAAGCCCUUGUUCCUGUUGAUAAUUACUACUCCCCUUUACCAUCUCUGGGACAAUCCAUUUUCCCUUCGAGUUCUCCGGCCAAUGGGGGAAAUGGCAGGCAGCCCGAGCCACAAUUGGAAAUGCCCACACCCGAAAAUAUUGAUUUCUGGGCAAGUUCUCCGACCACUGGAUGUAAGGUCGAGAGACCCUUUUCUCCCUCCAUGACUGAGAAUCAUGAGUUUUCGGUGAAGGGCGAACAGGGGCCAACGUCAGUCGUGACAUUCAACCGGUCUGGAAGGGAGGAGCCAGUGACCAAAAUAGGGCCGGUGGGUGGCGGUGGAGAGGAUGAGGGAGGAGAGAGGCCAUCGCGGGCAGCAGUGGCAUCAAUAUUGAGGAGAUCGAAAAGGAAGGUGACGGUGAAGAAGGCAGCUUUGGGGUUCAGAGUAUGUGAAGUGAUAGUGUGUUUGAUUUCAUUUUCUGUUAUGGCUGCUGAUAGAACUCGAGGAUGGAGUGGUGAUUCCUUUGAUCGAUACAAAGAGUAUAGGUAUUGUGUAGCCGUGAAUGCCAUUGGAUUUGGAUAUUCGGGAUUUCAAGCAUAUGAUCUUACCUACCAUUUGGUCUCAGGGAAACACGUCAUCUCUCCCCAUCUACGUUACCAUUUUGAUUUCUCAAUGGAUCAGCACAAUUUUCAUGGAGGAGUAGCGGCAACACCUAAAGUUCGACGAAGAUUCUGGCAUAUCUUAUAAUGUCGGCAUCAUCUUCAGCAGCAACAAGGGUGGACGGAUGGACAUCUACUUGGGGGGAAGAUGAGUUCACGAUAAGGGCAAGUGCAUCUAUUGCAAUGUCUUUUCUUGCUUUCAUUUCAUUUGCCUUGAGCUCUAUCAUAUCUGGCUACAACCUCUGCAACCGAGAAGCAGUUUAAUCUCUACAUCUUCAGUCAAACUAUUAAAGAUAAAUGUAGUAGUGAGUGGAAGAAAACAGACUACAAAUAAAUAAAAAUACGCUCGGUAUUGAACAAUGCAACAAUAGACACCGCCAUAAACUAUUGUUCAUCACCAAUGGUGAUCAAUAAGAUUACUCGAAGGAAAAUUUCAAUUUAAAAGGCCUCGAGGAGUAAUUCCUUUGAAAAAUAGAACCCAUUAGACCAUACAUUAUUACAAUGAAAUAUUAUAUGUAGUGUAAAAAAAAUGAUUGAUAUGUCGUGAAACAAAUUAAAACUCUUGAAAGGAAAGCUAUGUAAUUUUAAUUCCUCCAAAAUCGUUAACUAAUCGAAAAUAAUUUUCGAUAGGGACAAA